CUGUUGCUGAAUUAAAGUACCAUUCUUGGUAUUACAAUAAUUUUCUCCUUUGUCUUUGAAGAAUCUUCGAUCCUUCGACAUGGUGAAUAUUACUAUAAACAAUCACUUCGGUGAUAAGGAGCCUGCAACAUUAUCAUUAACUAAUAUUUCCGAUGAUAUUACUAUAUCUAGUAUUUGCAUUCUGAUUGAGAAUCAGUUCAAAUGUAUGAAAAACGACUACAAUGAUGAGCGCGACCCAGAGGAGAAGUUUGUACUUUACUUAGGCCAUCAAGAAUUGGAGAAUGUUAAACAAUUGAGUGACUACAACUCAGUUGGUCUUCGUGAACUGGCAUUCUAUCUUUACGAGCGUCAAUAUCUUAACGUUACUGUACAUUUGAUUAAAUAUAUCAGUUGCUGCGGUCUUUACUUCAGUCCUACUUUUGGGAAGUUGUUUGCCAAGAAGCUUACUCUCAAGGUCCUUGACCACGAAAAUGUGCUUAAGCUGCGGAACAUUUUGUUAGGUUAUUUGGACGGAUACACCAAUAACAAGGGAGAGCCUUUGACUGUUGAUACCAUUCGUUUGGUUAAUAAUCGUUAUUUGAUGGAAGAUGACCUCCAGCCUCUUAAAGAAGUGAACGAUGGCAAAGACCUUACCCUAACCCUAUGGAUGCCUGUUGGUUACGCCGUUCGUCCUCCUGUUUCCCUGCCAACUAUGGGUCCUGACAGUGCUACUGGCAUUGGUCACGUCGCCACUCCUGAUGACACUAUGGCUCCCGAACAAGGCCCUGUCGAAGCUGUGCCGGUAGUUGCGGAAGUCGAAGCAUCCCCCGCUCCAGAAGAAACCGAAUCGUCUGAAACGCCUGUAAACGUCCCUGAGGGUGAAGCUGAAAAGGACGUCGACAGUGCUACUGCAUAGAAAUAGUGUCACAAAUAACCUAUUCCCUUUUAUUUACUAUGCUUGCAC
This is a messenger RNA of Babesia bovis T2Bo, 943 nucleotides long. RefSeq lists its product as uncharacterized. Lineage: Eukaryota; Apicomplexa; Aconoidasida; Piroplasmida; Babesiidae. The transcript has 3 exons. The record is from RefSeq and is a predicted model, not a curated record. The coding region runs from base 80 to 895 and encodes 271 amino acids.